This is a messenger RNA of Lodderomyces margitis, 453 nucleotides long. Its product is annotated as monothiol glutaredoxin. The transcript has 2 exons. The record is from RefSeq and is a predicted model, not a curated record. Lineage: Eukaryota; Fungi; Ascomycota; Pichiomycetes; Serinales; Debaryomycetaceae. The coding region runs from base 1 to 453 and encodes 150 amino acids.
AUGUUCAGAAGAGCUCUUUUUAAUACAAGAUUCACUCCAAGGAUAAAUCCCCUUCAAACUAGAUUCAUCUCUACCGAGAUUAAAGAUGCCAUCUCCAACGCUGUCAAAGCUACCCCAGUUGUGCUAUUCAUGAAAGGUACACCUGAAUUCCCUCAAUGUGGUUUUUCAAGAGCUACAAUCCAAACUUUGGGACAACAAGGUGUUGAUCCAACAAAAUUUGCUGCGUAUAAUGUCUUGGAAGAUCCUGAAUUAAGAGAUGGGAUUAAAGAGUUUAGCUCGUGGCCAACUAUACCCCAAUUAUAUGUCAAUGGAGAGUUUGUUGGCGGGUGUGAUAUUAUUAUGAGUAUGGCUCAGAGUGGCGAGUUGGCUGACUUUUUGGAAAAAGAGGGUGCUUUGGUUCCAGAAGAAAAGGACGAGGUUGAAAGUGCUAAUGUCAAACCAAAUAGAAAGUAG